AUGGAACUAGUCCGGAGUGUGAUUGUGUUUUAUGUGAUAGUGCUCAUACUGAUUACAGUGAACAAUGUCACCACAUCGGGGUCUAAACAAGAGGCUAGACUACUAUCAUAUAUGAUACCGGAAGCCCGUGAUCUUAAAAGGGCUUUGGGGCUCAAUGAAGAUAGCUAUUUGAAUUUCACCGAACUAACAACAAAAUAUGGCUACAAAUCAGAAGAACAUACUGUCACCACGGAGGACGGUUACAUUCUCACCAUAUUCAAAAUAUUAUCAAAAUGCGAUGAUAAUUCAUCUCAGUCUUAUCCCAUUUUAUUGAUGCAUGGCUUGAUCGAUAGUUCAGAUGUGUUUAUAGUCGCUGGAGCUGAAUUUGGAUUGGGGUACGUUUUAGCGAGGAACUGUUAUGACGUCUGGGCUGUGAACCACAGGGGCAAUACAUACUCUCGUCGACACAUUUCACUGGAUCCGGACAAGGACAUCCAAUUCUGGGACUAUACCUUCGACGAGCAUGGUAAUUUCGACCUCCCAGCAUCUAUAGAUUAUAUUCUACAAUUAACUGGUAAGCAGAAACUAUUUUAUAUGGGUCAUUCUCAAGGGACCACAAAUUUCUUUGUGAUGUCAUCAUUAAAGCCUGAGUAUAAUAAAAAAAUUCAAUUAUCAAUUCACUUGGCUCCCGUGGCGUGGAUGACUCACAUGAACAGUCCCGUACCAAGGGCAUUGGCUCUAAAUUCGAGACAAGUAAAAGAGAUUCUUGACGCAGCAGGAUUAAGAGAACUUUUGGCCAAACAUCAGUUGACGCAUUUCCUAACUGAAAUACUUUGUCAUUUCGCACCUGAUGCUGUGUGUGGCAUGACUUAUACACUCUCAACAGGUCUUCAGCCCGGUAGUAUUAAACCAAAACUCAUAUCUGUUGCAUUUGGACAUUUACUGUCAGGAACCUCCACCAAAAACCUAUUGCACUUUGCUCAGUUAAUAGUAUCAAAAAAAUUUAAGAGGUUCGAUGAAGGUUUGGAUGGUAACAUGAAGAGAUAUAAUACGCGAAAGCCACCAUUGUACAACGUUUCACAGAUUACUUCCCCGGUUGUGCUCAUGUCUGCGCGGAACGAUUUGUUAUCAAAUUUGAAGGAUGUCGAGACCUUAACUUCUAAGUUACCCAAUCUUGUAGAAAAUUAUAUAGUUCCAAUAAGAAAAUGGAGUCAUGUGAAUUACGUGUACGAUGAGAGAGCUCAGGAAUAUGUGAACCCAAAAAUAUUGGAAUAUUUAAAACGUUAUAAUGUUUGA
Molecule: messenger RNA, 1275 nt
Organism: Diatraea saccharalis (sugarcane borer)
Lineage: Eukaryota; Metazoa; Arthropoda; Insecta; Lepidoptera; Crambidae
Source: the annotation of a GenBank genome assembly